This is a messenger RNA of Orcinus orca (killer whale), 17886 nucleotides long. It is a transcript of the gene ALG14, whose product is annotated as ALG14 UDP-N-acetylglucosaminyltransferase subunit. Gene Ontology annotation, biological process: dolichol-linked oligosaccharide biosynthetic process. Lineage: Eukaryota; Metazoa; Chordata; Mammalia; Artiodactyla; Delphinidae. The transcript is spliced from 4 exons. Gene Ontology annotation, cellular component: UDP-N-acetylglucosamine transferase complex. The record is from RefSeq and is a predicted model, not a curated record. The coding region runs from base 118 to 639 and encodes 173 amino acids.
CCCGCCCACCAAGAGGCUCACACUUCGAGUUUGGGUCUCCGCAGCGCCCGUAGUUUUGAACUUUCACCGCUCCUGCGGCCGGCGUCGGGGGAUAGCACGCAUGCGUCUUGUCUUCGAAUGGGUGGCACCCUUAUCCUCGCGGCGGCGGCAGGAGCCGUGGCCGUGCUGCUGGCGGUGCGGCUAUGGGUAGUGCUGCGUCCCCGCCCCGCUGUGCCCCGGCGGUCUCUCAGCCUCUUGGUGGUGGCUGGGUCCGGUGGGCAUACCACUGAGAUCCUGAGGCUGCUUGAGAACUUGUCCGAUGCCUACUCUCCUAGACAUUAUAUCAUUGCUGACACUGAUGAAAUGAGUGCCCAUAAAAUAAAUUCUUUUGAAGGAAAUCGAGCUGAUAGAAACCCCAGUGCUAUGUUUACCGAAUACUAUAUUCACCGCAUUCCCAGAAGCCGGGAGGUCCAGCAGUCCUGGCUGUCCACGGUACUCACCACCUUGUACUCUAUGUGGCUCUCCUUCCCCCUGACUCACCGAGUGAAGCCAGAUUUGGCUCUUAAAAGAGGACCUGAGAACCUGCUGCCCCAACAGAAGAUGCUUGGACUGUGGCCCAGCAGUGCCCUCGGCAGGAUUUGUGGGAGGAGAGAAGACUGAAGUUCAGUCAAAAGAGCCACUGUUGAUCUUGAAAGAACAUGAGCCAUACAGAUGACACAAGGAUUCUGUUCCCCCUUCAACUCUAAGACCCCUCUUUUGGUCUUUGUCGUGAAGCAGCCUUAGGCAGAGAGACUAAGAAAAAUAAUAGCAGCAAAUACGCAUAAGGGACUUGCUGAGUUCUAAGUGCUUGUCAAGCUCUGUUUCACUUAAUCCUCACUAUAAUGCUAUGUGGAAAGCACUGCUUGAAUCCUCAUUUUACAGAUGAGGGGACUGAGGCACAGAGAGGUGAAGUAACUAGCCCAAGCUCACACAGGUAGGAAGCAGUGGAGCCCGGAUUCAGUCCCCGGUGGUUUGGCUCCAGGGUCCAUCCUCUCAUCACUGCCCUUUCCCUGGACUGUCAAGGACGCAGAUACCCCAUCUUGUUUCCCAUAAGACAGAAGCUUGUUUCAAGAAACGGUGGUGGGGGGGGGGGGCGGUGCUCCACAUUUGAAUUAGAAAACCUGCAGGUUUGGUAUUCUCUCCAUAGUGGUUAAGAAUCUCUUCUUAACAAAAUUUGGCUUCUGGUCAAGCAAGAUGUUUCCCAGAUCACCUGCUGGAUUAAAAGCUGUUGCCCUGCCCUUAAGAUGACUCUGGUAGAGGACUCACUCUGGUGCUACUGACAGACUGAGCCCCACCACUGAGGUCCUGCUUGUCCAGCCCUCCCCUCCCCAAAGACCCAGACUGUGAUGCAGAGAAGUGUGAGCAAACCAUUCUCCACGUCUGCAGAGAUGCUCCUCCAGCACCAGUGGGAUGCGGCACCUUGACAGCUAGGGUGACUUUGAGUGGCAGAGGAUAUGCCGCCUUGCCACCUCCCUACUAAUGUCCCUUUCUGCCAUCUUCAGGUGCCUUCCUUCCCUGUAACCUGUCCUUAUUCUCGCAAUGUUGUCAACUAAUCAUUUUUAAAGAAUUAACAGAUAAUUAAGGAGCGAACUUCUGGUCUUGAAGAUAGGACUCCUCCCAGGGAUGCUGGCUCUCUAAGAGGGAGUCUCUAGAUCUAGACAACAGAGGGAAGGAGGGGCGUCAUGGUGGAGCUCCUCAAUUCCUGGCAGUUCUCACUGCUAUUAGGAACCUCAGGCUCACUGAAAAGCUCUUCCAGAUGAGUUCAGCUGGGCUGCUUGUCCCCGAAGUGGUUUUGAGCAGGAUGAGAGAGAGAAUGGCCUUUGAUGGCUUACCAGUCCCCACGUUUCCUCCGCCGCUGCUUUCUCCCUCAGCACACACAGACCCCUUUGCAGGAAGGUAGACAAGGCGCCACUUAUGAAGAGUGCCAGCCCCCUUCCUGUAGUGGUGGGCAGAGGUUUCCAAGUGCUAAUUUGUACCGAAACACCUGGCAGUUUGUUUAAAAUGCAUAUUCCUGGGCCCCAGACCCAGAGAUUCUGAUUUGGAGAGAAUCUGCAUUUUAUUUAUUUAUUUAUUUAUUUUAAAUAGAAGUAUAGUUGAUUCACAGUGUUGUGCCCAUCUCUGCUCUACAACAAAGUGACUUAGUUUUACACAUAUAUACCUUCAUUUUUAAAAUAUUCUUUUCCAUUAUGGCUUAUCCCAGGAGAUUACAUAUAGUUCCCUAUGCUAUACAGUAGGACCUUGUUGUUUAUCCAUUCUAAAUGUAAUAGUUUGCAACUACCAAUCCCAGGUUCCCAGUCCAUCCCCCUCCCUCCCCCAAGAAUCUGCAUUUUUGACAAGUAUCCCUGGGUGAAUGGGAUGUGAAGGCCUGCAAAAUACUAACAUGGGAGUCACUUCUCUACCUGCUGGUUUAAAGGGGUCCUCUCUGAAUAGAACUGGGACAAACCUACCACUUCUCUCAGUUCCUAUCAAUGCUCCUGUCUUCUAAGAGUAUAAUAAGAGAGAGUCGUUAGUACAGCCAAACACACCUAGCAAAACUCAGCUAAGCUUGAAGGCAAUAAAAACCCCCAAGAGACACCCUGAUUUUGACAAGAAGUGUCAUUCUACUUCUGCAAGUUACCAAUGGAGUCAGGUGCACCAAUGCUAAGAUCUUGAUAAAUGCAUGGUGGACGAUGAAAGGGAAACACCUUUUGAAAGCCUGAAUGCGCAGAGUGAAGCACAUGUUCUAUGGAGAACCCUGCCCGUUCAUUCUAGGUGUGGAAUCCAAGCUCGGCUCCAGAGUACCAUGUUCUUUAACCACAACGAGGUACAGCUCCUUAAUGCAUCUCACUCUGUUAGAUUCUAUCUUCUUGCCUCCAUUUCAUUGUCUGUCUUUGAGCAUCUAUGUCUACCUCUCUUUUCUACACACACAACCAGAAACUCACAAACAAGUGUUUUUUAUGUAUCCUUUUGGUUUAGAAUUAAGGAAUUAGAUACUCCUCUAUAAAAAAAAUUUGUAAGCCUUUUUUAAUACUGCAAACAUAAUCUGUACAUAAAGAAAUUAUCUAAGGAAAACUGCUGACUAGUUUUCAGUUCAGCAAGAUAGCAAUUUUAUUCAUAGGUAGAUGUAAAAAAAAAAUUAGGGAAGGAUCACGAAUAAAAUAUCACUUAUCUGCCUAAGCGAGGGCCUUGACAGAAGUCAGGAGUUACAUAAUUGCUUUGAAUCCGAGCCAGUUCUUCCUGUUUAGAAAGGAUACUCCCUUUUCUUUUGAAAAUGUUAACCAUUUGCCCCCAUUUUAUCUGCUGAAAAGCUUUCAUAAUCCAUCUUAGUCCAAUGGCAUGUUAUAGUCUGCCACUAAUUUCUUUAUUAAAACUAUAAAAUAUUAAUAACAAUUGCCAGAAUUUUACCUUCAGUUAAACUCCCUGUGUCACAUCUGCCCUGGAGCCUACCUUGCCUUCAGCCCACUUCCAACUAAUGCUGGUCCUGACUGACAGGUGCAGGACCAGGAUGGGGGACAGGAGAGCCCCAGGCUUGUUUUCUAAAGCUGGUCUGAGUCUCAGCUGUGUGAUCUUUCAUAUGUCACUUAAUUGCUCUGGUCUUGAGUCUCCUUGUCUAAAAAAUGAGGAUAAAGACAUCCACCUCAAAGGGCUGUUGUAAGGUUUAAGAAAAGGCUCAUUACGCAGAAUGCCACACUUACGCUCUGGGCCUGGCAAGUAGUAUGUGCCCUGUGAAUGUCAAGGUCUCCGCCUUCCUUCUCAAGCUAAAGGGCAAGGAUUGAACUAAGUGACUCCUGAGACUGCAUCUAGCGUCAGCAAUCAGGGCUUCUGCGAGAGCUGCUGAGUAUACGGUGUGGGGAAAACAAAAGGAAAAAGUACUGGAUUACUAGGAUUCAAAGACCUCCGUGAACACAUUUCAGAGUGUUGAAAAUACAGUGAAAACACAAAAAGACCAAGAAGUCAGGAAGUCGUCACCUUGACCAUUUGGCCCAGAGAACAGGAAAACUAAAAGAUUCAGUUUCCUCAACUGAAAGUAGAAUCAGCCAGGAAGGUUAGGAAAACAAUGUUUGGCUGGCCUGACGUUGAUCUUUAACGAUGAUGCAAAGUAGGUACAGCUUAACCAUUCAGAGAAAAAAAAUUUUUUUAAGUUUUAAUUUUAUCUGUGUAUCUUUUAUGAUGGAUCGUCAGGGCAAGAAAAUCAAAUGUCACCCCAGUGUGGGCACCGACACCCUCUGAGCUCUUUUGCCUACUCUGCACUUACAGUUGGAGGAGCCAUAAACAUACAUGGAGUGGCCAAACUGUGUGGAGCCCUGGGUCUUGUAGGAUCUUGUUAACGUGCAUUCAGACUACAGGUGGGCAUCCCAGAGUUGGUGGAGGGGACACUGGAGUCUGCUGUCUGUGUGUCUCCACCUACGUAACUUCCACCCCUGUAACUCAGCCCAAACGCAACAAAUCAGGAUGGUCGCAGAAGGUUGGGAAGUCUAGUUUCCCCAUACAAGGGCAAAAUAGCCGACCCUUGUUUUGAAAUGAACAAGAUCAGACUUACUCACCAGGUCAUCAGGCUUGUUUACCGUGUUAUGGCCACGGACUUUCAUGGCCAUUUGGCUGAGAAGGACACUACAGUGGCUCCCCAGAUCCAGAGCAGGGGAGCUCAAGAAUCCUUCACUCAUUCACCACGUGUGGAAAAAGAGAAAACACCGCUCCGGGUAAUCAGGCUCCUUCCGUCAUUUUUUUACAUAAGCAUCACGUGGAGUGUAUCAGGCAGAGCAAAAAAUAUGACUUGAAGAUAAAGAGGCUAAAAUGGAUGGUUGGGUCAGUCUUAUAAGGUACCCUCUGAAGGGUAGGAUAGAUCAUGCGGGGUCAGUGCCAUGUCUGUGACAGAGUGAGGGACAAGCCUUCUGCCACAUAGUACUCUUAAGAAUUUGAAAAAUGCCACAAGUAUUCUACUUGACUUUUGGAUGGAUUAUAAUAAUAGCUGGGACUUCCCUGGUGGCGCAGUGGUUAAGAAUCCGCCUGCCAAUGCAGGGGACACGGGUUCGAUCCCUGGUCUGGGAAGAUCCCACAUGCUGCAGAGCAGCUAGGCCUGCAAGCUACAACUACUGAGCCCACGUACUGAAACUACUGAAGCCCACGUGCCUAGAGCCCGUGCCCUAGCAACAAGAGAAGCCACCGCGAUGAGAAGCCCACGCACUGCAACGAAGACCCAACGCAGCCAAAAAUAAAGAAAUAAAUAAUUUAAAAUACAUAUAUACAUAAUAAUAAUAGCUACCAUUUAUUGAAUUUUUACCAUGGGCAAAGCACUAUGUUAAAUGCUUUACAUGUGUUAUCUUAUUUGAUCUCCACAGCAAUACUAAAAAGUAGAUAUACUGUCUUCCCUGUGUUUAUAUUUGUUUCUGGCUGGAUUACCAUUCCCCACCCCUGACAUUCUCUACCUUACUGUUGCUAAUUCCCAAGAAGGAGAAUACAUUAGAACUUACUGCCCACCUCCCCUGAAGGACCAUCAGGACCAGUCUCAUCUUGCCCUUAUAUAUAUGUCUCUGUUUACCUUAUUCACCACAAGAAGUUCAAGCCCCUGAGAGAGAGUGUUACCUGGACCUAACAGCUCUGUUAAAUUAUAAUCUGUCUCAAGCCCACACCCCUCCCCAACCUCCUAAACCCUUUUGCUGGCCCAGACUUACGGUCGGUUCACAAAAUCUACAUCAUCUUCUCUCCUCCGUCUUGCUCUAGUUGCUGUCUGAUUUACCCAGAAUACCAUACCACUUCAUCGGUUACUGGCUUCCAGCUCACCUCCUCCCAGAUCUUCUUUGACCUCCAUAUCUCCCUGUUCCCUUAUCCUACUUUAUAUUAUAUAAACGUAUACCUAUUAUUUUUUGUCUUCCCACUGGAAUGUAAACUUUGUGAGGGCAGGGACCUUUGUUCACUAGUAGAUCCGUAAUACCCAGAAAGUACCUGGCAUAUUAUCUUUGCUCAGUACCUAUUUCUUGAACAAAUGAAUCCAUGAAUGAGAAAACUGAGACAUAGAACGGACUGCUCACGUUGCUGUUAAGCAGACAGCCCAGAUCUGUGUGACUGCAAAGCCCUGGCCCAUAAGCACCAUGUUGCUCGGCUCCCUGAUGGAUUAUGUGAAUGCAGCAGAAGCAAGAAUGUUCUGGCUGACUGGGAGUAAUCAGUGUUGGGGUGUUGCUAUAAGGGACUUACCAAUUGGGCAAGAUCCUACAGGGCCAAAGUUUACUGUUCUUUAUUUGAUUACAUUCUAUGAUUAUGUGAUUUAAAAGAAAAAUAUAUAUUUGGUUAUUCAGAUGACCAAAAUAUAUUUUUUGUAUAUAUUUGGUCUUCAUCCACAGUUCCUGACUCAUAGCUCCUAAAACCCUUGGAAUUUCCUAAGUGAUGAGAGCAAUAAAGGUGCCUGUUAAGUUAAUGAGGUGACUUUCGGAAAGGACCCAAGAAUGGGGACUGGUUACCAGUGGAGCCAACUGUGUCAUUAAAGGCUUAGAACUUCAGUCCCACCCCCAGCCUCUACCUCUGGGGAGGGGAGAGGGCCUGGAGGUUGAAUCAGUCACCAAUGGCCAGUAGUUUAAUCAAUCAUGACUAUGUAAUGAAGCCACCAUAAAAACCCAAGAGGACGGUGUUGGGAGAGCUUCCAGGUUGGUGAGCAUGUGGAGACUUAGGGAGAACGGCACACUCUGAGAGAGCAUGGAAACUCCACCCCCUUGCCCCAUACCUUACCCUAUGUAUCUCCUUAUCUGGCUGUUGGUUUGUAUUUUUUAAUAUCCUUGGUAAUAAAUCAGUAAGCUAGUGAGUAAAUGGGCCUUCCUGAGUUCUGUGAGCCAUUCUAGCAUAUUAAUUGAUCUCAAGGAGUGGGUCGUGGGAACCUCUGACUUAUAGCCAGAAGUAGAGGUAGCAGCCAGGGCUUGUGACAGGCAUCUGAAGGGGGAGGGCAGUCUUUGGGACUGAGCCAUUAACCUGUGGAAUCUGAUUCUAUAUCCAGGUAGGUAGUGUCAGAAUUGAGUUAAAUUGUAGGACAACCAGCUGGUGUCCAGAGCAUUGUUUGUUGUGAGGCAGCCUACACAUGCGCACGUGUACACACAUUAGAAUUGGGUCCAGUUGUUAUCAAAUGAAAUGCAAGUAACUGAUAUUCGAGGAGCCAGCAAUAAAUUCAGCGUCUUUACAACGUAAGCCAUUAGCCUAGAUAAAAACAAUUUAUAACUUUACUUACCUUUUUGAUAUGAUUUAAAAGAAGAUGAAAGCUAUGCCUGGGUAAGGACAAGUAGGGAAGGGGCUAGGUGGACUGUGACAUGUUCAAGCAGUGAAGCAACUGAGGCCUAUAUAGCAACAUGGAAGGAAGAGUGGUAUACUUGGAAAAGUAGACCUCAAGAUGCUAUACACACAGUGAUGACAACUCUGAAGACUCUGUGUGUUAGCAAUAGAAUUGUAAGAGACCGUGAAGUUCAUAAAUAGUUGGUGAUUCCAGUGUUUAGGGCUUUAUUUGGUUAUUUCAUGUUGGUCUUGAUAUUUAGAUAUUCCUGUUUAACUGUUACUACUCAGAUGAUUAAAUACACAUAAAAAAGAAGAAAUACAGUGUACCGUAAUGUGAGCCAAGCGAACACGUCAUCCCAUCUGCUCUGCGUCCUGUUCUUUCCUGCUGUCCACCUCCACUGAGCGCUGACAUUCAGUGCUGCCUUUCCUCAGGCUGCACCCCCAGCCUUCCGGUCCUCUGACGAUAUCCUCUACAUGUUAUAGACCACCUGCCCUCCAACUGCAUUUUCUUCCUCACUCUCUUGAUUACUCACAGAUGCUUCUCUAUCCAGUUUUCUACGGCUUUUAUCCCACGGCUCUUGCCCUCCUCCUCUCUUGGAUGACGACUUUUGAGUAUCCUCUCCCUACGCCAAAACACUCACCCUGGGUGCUUUUUGCUGCUUGGUCCUCAUCCUUGUUUCACUCUGCCUCUUCCUGUGCUCACCGUGCAGCGCUCUGAGCCCUGCUUGAGGAAAUCCUGUGACUGUUCUGACGUGACCUGUUCCUUCUGUAACUCUGCAUCUGCUGCUCUCAAAGCCUUUGUUUCUUUUCCAUACCAGUCAGGUUCUUGGUAACGAACCAUAAAAAUCCACUCUGGCUGACUGAAACAGAAAAAGAAUUUAGGGAAAGAUUAUUGAGAGCUCUCGGAGUUACUGGGAAAGCUAAUGAAAUAGGAUUAGUAAACGUGGAGGGACAAGGUGGGAGCUGAACAGCUAGAACCACAGCCCAAAUUCCAUGGCCUCAGAGCUGCUUUGGGGGAACAUUGCUGCCACCACUGCUGGAUAGUGAACAGUGUAGCUGGCCCCGCUGGUACUGGAUGCCAGACUCUGCCAGUGGCACCUUUGCCACCAGAACAGAUUCUCCUCUGGCCUUGCUUCUCUGCACCACCAGCACCUGAUCAGACCUAGGCAGAAACAUCUGGCCAAGUCACGGCCCAUCCACUAGCUGCAGAGGGAACACAGAAAGGAGUAUCUCACUUGUGAGAUGGGCUCUGCCUGCUGUCACAACUCAUACAGUGGGAAAUCACUCAGUUUCCACACAGGAACAAAAACAAAACAAAACUAAAGGCCACAUGGCCCAUCCCCAACUCAGGACAGUUGUUUUAUUAAACUUUCUACAACUUCCUUAAGUCCUUGAAGCUGUUUCUUCUGACUUCUCACUCAGCAAGAACUCUGGAACACAGUUCAAUGCAAAAUUAAAACCUUAGGGGUCACAGAUUUAUAUACAAAAAUGUUCAUAACAGCAUGAUUUAGAAUAGCAAUAAAAGGAGUCAGCCCGAAUUUCCAACAAUAAAGGAAUAGUUAGAUGAAUUAUGAGAUAUCCAUAGGAUUAAAUAUAUGCAGUCAUUAAAAAUCAUGAAUUUAAAAAAUUUUCCACAACACACAAAAAUAUAACAACACUUCAAAAAAACACUUUACAAUAUUUAUAUAUAAGCUCUCAGAUUAUAUAUGUGCAUAUGUGAACAUAUUUUAUAGUGAAAUAUAAAUGUGUAUAUGAAGAUAAUACACCAAAAUGUUAACAGAUUGAUGAAAUUAGAAGGAUUUUUAUCUUCUUUUUGCUUUUCUGCACUUUUCACAUUGAGCUGGAAAGUUAUAAAUAUUGAAAGAAAAAUCUGUUGAGGGCAAACUUCCUGUGCCACCGUUUUUAUCCUUUGUCAUGUUCUCAGAAGGUACAUUUUUUCCCAAACCAAUCUCAAACUAACUCCUCUGAAUUCUUACUCUUUUCUCCUGGUGUUGAAAGAACUCACUUUUUCUAUAUCAUCAGUUCCUCUCUCACCACCAGUUCGUUCCCGCAGUCUUUAUGUUCACGUAUAGAUCAUUCGUUCCAUUCUGUAAGCCUUUCCCAGCCCUGCUUAGCUCACCCAGCUCCUAUCUGAGCUUUCCCUCCCUCAUGCUCAUCUUCCCCUCCCCGUAUUUUAGCUCAGUGAUUCACAGAAGUAGGCAUCUCUGGGGUUUCCAUUACCCUUCUCUUACCCAAAUCUGAAGAUUUUGUCUCUGUCGGCUAAGGCAAGUGACUUUGUGGUUUUCUUAUUUUCUAAAAUAAGAAGGAUGCAUUUUUGGGCUUCCCUGGAGGUGCAGUGGUCAAGAAUCCGCCUGCCAAAGCAGGGGACAUGGGUUCGAGCCCUGGUCCAGGAAGAUCCCACAUGCUGCAGAGCAGCUAAGCCCAUGCGCCACAACUACUGAGCCUGAGCUCUAGAGCCCACGAGCCACAACCACUGAGCCCGCGUGCCACAAUGACUGAAGCCUGCACACCUAGAGCCUGUGCUCUGCAACAAGAGAAGCUACCACAAUGAGAAGCCCGCACACUGCAAUGAAGCAUAGCCCCUGCUCCCCACAACUAGAGAAAGCCCACAUGCAGCAACGAAGACCCAACACAGCCUAAAUAAAUAAAUAAAUAAAAAUUUUAAAAAGAAGAGGGAGGACCUUCAAAAUAGUGAAGGAAUAAGAUGAGGAGAUCACCUUCCUCCCCAUAAAUACAUCAAAAAUACACCUAAGUGUGGAACAAAUCCUACAGAACACCUAGUGAAUGCUGGCAGAAGACCUCAGACUUCCCAAAAGGCAAGAAAAUCCCCAUGUACCUGGGUAGGGCAAAAGAAGAAAGAAAAAAUAGAGACAAAAGAAUAGGGACAGGACCUGCACCUCUGGGAGGGAGCUAUGAAGGUGGAAAAGUUUCCACACACUAGGAAGCCCCUUCACUGGUGGAGACGGGGAGUGGGUGGGUGGGGGAAGCUUCGGAACCACGGAGGAGAGUGCAUCAACAGGGGUGUGGAGGGCAAAGUGGAGAGAUUCCUGCACAGAGGAUCGGUGCAGAUCAGCACUCACCAGCCCGAGAGGCUUGUCUCCUCGCCCACCGGGAUGGGUGAGGGCUGGGAGCUGAGGCUCGGGCUUCGGAGGUCGGAUCCCAGGGAGAGGACUGGGGUUGACUGCGUGAACACAGCCUGAAGGGGGCUAGUACGCCACAGCUAGCCGGGAGGGAGUCCGGGAAAAAGUCUGGGCCUGCCUAAGAGGCAAGAGACCAUUGUUUCAGGGUGCAAGAGGAGAGGGUAUUCAGAGCACCGCCUAAACAAGCUCCAAAGAUGGGCAUGAGCUGCGGCUCUCAGCACGGACACCAGAGACAGGCAUGAGAUGCUAAGGCUGCUGCUGCAGCCACCAAGAAUCCUGAGUGCAAGCACAGGUCACUAUCCACAACCCCCUGCCCCCCACCCCCGCCAGGAGCCUGUGCAGCCUGCCACUGCCAGGGUCCCGUGAUUCAGGGACAACUUCCCCGGGAGGAUACACGGCAUGCCUCAGGCUGUUGCAGCGUCAUGCUGACCUCUGCCGCCGCAGGCUUGCCCCGCAUUCCAAUUAUAACUACCACACCCCUCCCUCUCCUAGGUGUGAGUGAGCCAGAGCCCCCUAAUCAGCCGCUCCUUUAACCCUGUCCUGUUUGGAUGGGAACAGAUGUCUGAGGGCAACCUACAUGCAGAGGUGGAGCCAAAACCGAAGCUGAACACCAGAAGCUGUGUGAACAAAGAAGAGAAAGGGGAAUCUGUCCGUGCAGCCUCAGGAGCAGUGGAUUAAGUCCCCACAAUCAACUUGAGGUACCCUGCAUCUGUGGAAUACCUGAAUAGACAACGAAGCAACCCAAAAUUGAGGCGGUGGACUUUGGGAGCAACUGUAGACUUGGAGUUUGUUGUCUGCGACUGACUUGUUUCUGACUUUUAUGUUUAUCUUAGUAUAGUUUUUAGUGCUUGUUAUCAUUGGUCGAUUUGUUUAUGGGUUUGGUUUCUCUCUUCUUUUUUUAAAUGUUUUUUACCUUUUUUAUUUUAAUAAUUUUUUUAUCUUUUUAUUUUAAUUAUUUUAUGAAAACAUUUUUUUUUCUUUCUUUUCUUCUCCCUUUUAUUCUGAGCCGUGUGGCUGAGAGGGUCUUUGUGCUCCAGGCUGUUGUCAGGCCUGAGCCUCUGAGGUGGGAGAGCUGAGUUCAGGACAUUGGACCACCAGAGACUUCCCGGCCCCAUGUAAUAUCAAUCAGCGAGAGCUCUCCUAGAGAUCUCUGUCUCAAUGCUCAGACCCAGCCGUACUCAACGACCAGCAAGCUCCAGUGCUGGACACCCCAUGCCAAACAACUAGCAAGACAGUAACACAGCCCCACCCAUUAGCAAAGAGGCUGCCUAAAAUCAUACUAAGUUCACAGACAGCCAAAACACAUCACCGGACACAGCCCUGCCCACCAGAGAGACAAGAUCUAGCCCCACCCAACAGAACACAGACACCAGUCCCCUCCACCCAGAAGCCUACACAAGCCACUGAACCAACCUUAUCCACUUGGGGCAGACACCAAAAACAAUGGUAACUACAGACCUGCAGCCUGUGAAAAGCAGACCCCAAACACAGUAAGUUAGGCAAAAUGGGAAGACAGAGAAAUAUGUAGAAGAUGAAGGAGGAAGGUAAAAACCUACCAGACCAAACAAAUGAAGAGGAAAUAGACAGUCUACCUGAAAAAGAAUUCAGAGUAAUGAUAGAAAAGAUAUCCAAAAUCUUGGAAACAGAAUGGAGAAAAUACAAGAAACGUUUAACAAGGACCUAGAAGAACUAAAGAGUAAACAAACAAUGAUGAGCAACACAAUAAAUGAAAUUUUAAAAUUCUCUAGAAGGAAUCAAUAGCAGAAUAACUGAAGCAGAAGAACGGAUAAGUGACUGGAAGAGAAAAUAGUGGAAAUAACUACUGCAGAGCAGAAUAAAAGAAAAAGGAAUGAAAAGAAUUGAGGACAGUCUCAGAGACCUCUGAGACAACAUUAAACACAUCAACAUUCACAUUAUAGGGGUCCCAGAAGGAGAAGAGAGAGAGAAAGGACCCGAGAAAAUAUUUGAAGAGAUUAUAGUCGAAAACUUCCCUAACAUAGGAAAGGAAAUAGCCACCCAAGUCCAGGAAGCACAGAGAGUACCAUACAGGUUACACCCAAGGAGAAACACACCGAGACACACAGUAAUCAAAUUGGCAAAAAUUAAAGACAAAGAAAAAUUAUUGAAACAGCAAGAGAAAAGUGACAAAUAACAUACAAGGGAACUCCCAUAAGGUUAACAGCUGAUUUCUCAGCGGAAACUGUACGGGCCAGAAGGGAGUGGCAUGACAUAUUUAAAGUGAUGAAAGAGAAGAACCUACAACCAAGAUUACUCUACCCAGCAAGGAUCUCAUUCAGAUUUGAUGGAGAAAUCAAAAGCGUUACAGACAAGCAAAAGCUAAGAGAAUUCAGCACCACCAAAACAGCUCUACAACAAAGGCUGAAGGAACCUAAGUGGGAAACAUAAGAGAAGAAAAGGACCUACAAAAACAAACCCAAAACAAUUAAGAAAAUGGUCAUAGGAACAUACGUAUUGAUAAUUACCUUAAACGUGAAUGGAUUAAAUGCUCCAACCAAAAGACACAGGCUCACUGAAAGGAUACAAAAACAAGACCCAUAUAUAUGCUGUCUACAAGAGACCUACUUCAGACCUAGGGACACAUACAGACUGAAAGUGAGGGGAUGGAAAAGGAUAUUCCAUGCAAAUGGAAAUCAAAGAAAGCUGGACUAGCAAUACUCAUGUCAGAUAAAAUAGACUUUAAAAUAAAGAAUGUUACAAGAGACAUGGACACUACAUAAUGAUCAAGGGAUCAAUCCAAGAAGAAGAUAUAACAAUUGUAAAUAUUUAUGCACCCAACAUAUGAGCACCUCAAUACAUAAGGCAAAUGCUAACAGCCAUAAAAGGGGAAAUCGACAGUAACACAAUCAUAGUAUGGGACUUUAACACCCCACUUUCACCAAUGGACAGAUCAUCCAAAAUGAAAAUAAAUAAGGAACACAAGCUUUAAAUGACACAUUAAACAAGAUAUACUUAAUUGAUAUUUAUAGGACAUUCAAUCCAAAAACAACCUAAUACACUUUCUUCUCAAGUGCUCAUGAAACAUUCUCCAGGAUAGAUCACAAUCAAGCCUUGGUAAAUUUAAGAAAAUUUAAAUCAUAUCAAGUCUCUUUUCCGACCACAAUGCUAUGAGACUAGAUAUCAAUUACAGGAAAAAAAACUGUAAAAAAUACAAACACAUGGAGGCUAAACAAUACACUACUAAAUAACCAAGAGAUCACUGAAGAAAUCAAAGAGGAAAUAAAAAAAUACCUAGAAACAAAUGACAGUGAAAACACAAUGACCCAAAACCUAUGGGAUGCAGCAAAAGCAGUUUUAAGAGGCAAGUUUAUAGGAGUAGAGUCCUACCUCAAGAAACAAGAAAAAUCUCAAACAACCUAACCUUACACCUAAAGAAGUUAGAGAAAGAAGAACAAAAUAACACCAAAGUUAGCAGAAGGAAAGAAAUCAUAAAGAUCAGAUCAGAAAUAAAAAAGAAAUAAACAAUAGCAAAGAUCAAUAAAACUAAAAGCUGGUUCUUUGAGAAGAUAAACAAAAUUGAUAAACCACUAGCCAGACUCGUCAAGAAAAAAGGGAGAAGCCUCAAAUCAAUAGAAUUAGAAAUGAAAAAGGAGAAGUAACAACUGACACUGCAGAAAUACAACGAAUCAUGAGGGAGUACUACAAGCCACUAUAUGCCAAUAAAAUGGACACCCUGGAAGAAAUGGACAAACCCUUAGAAAAGCACAACUUUCAAAGCCUGAACCAGGGAGAAAUAGAAAAUAUAAAGAGACCAAUCACAAGCACUGAAAUUGAAACUGUGAUUAAAAAUCUUCCAACAAACAAAAGCCCAGGACCAGAUGGCUUCACAGGUGAAUUCUGUGAAACAUUUAGAGAAGCGCUAACACCUAUCUUUCUCAAACGCUUCAAAAAUAUAGCAGAGGGAGGAAUACUACCAAACUCAUUCUAUGAGACCACCAUCUCCCUGAUACCAAAACCAAAGAUGUCACAAAGAAAGAAAACUACAGGCCAAUAUCACUGAUGAACAUAGAUGCAAAAAUCCUCAACAAAAUACUAGCAAACAGAAUCCAACACACAUUAAAAGGAUCAUAUACCAUGAUCAAGCGGGGUUUAUCCCAGGAAUGCAAGGUUCUUCAAUAUACGCAAAUCAAUCAAUGUGAUACACCAUAUUAGCAAAUUGAAGGAUAAAAACCAUAUAAUCAUCUCAAUAGAUGCAGAAAAAGCUUUUGAUAAAAUUCAACACCAUUUAUGAUAAAAACUCUCCAGAAAGUAGGCAUAGAGGGAACUUACCCCAACAUAAUAAAAGCUAUAUAUGACAAACCCACAGCCAAUAUCAUUCUCAAUGGUGAAAAACUGAAACCAUUUCAUCUAAGAUCAGGAAAAAGACAUGGUUGCCCACUCUCCCAGCUGUUAUCCAACAUAGUUUUGGAAGUUUUAGCCACAGCAGUCAGAUAAGUAAAAGAAAUAAAAGGAAUCCAAAUUGGAAAAGAAGUAAAACUGUCACUAUUUGCAGAUGACAUGAUACGAUACAUAGAGAACCCUAAAGAUGCUACCAGAAAACUACUAGAGCUAAUCAAUGAAUUUGGUAAAGUACCAGGAUACAAAAUUAAUGCACAGAAAUCUCUUGCAUUCCUAUACACUAUUGAUGAAGAAUCUGAAAGAGAAAUUAUGGAAACACUCUCAUUUACCAUUGCAACAAAAAGAAUAACAUACCUAGGAAUAAACCUACCUAAGGAGACAAAAGACCUGUAUGCAGAAAAUUAUAAGACACUGAUGAAAGAUAUUAAAGAUGAUACAAACAGAUGGAGAGAUAUACCAUGUUCUUGGAUUGGAAGAAUUAACAUUGUGAAAAUGACUAUACUACCCAAAGUAAUCUACAGAUUCAAUGCAAUCCCUAUCAAACUACCACUGGAAUUUUCACAGAACUAGAACAAAAAAUUUCACAAUUUGUAUGGAAACACAAAAGACCUCAAAUAGCCAAAGCAAUCUUGAGAAAGAAAAAUGGGGCUGGAGGAAUCAGGCUUCCUGACUUCAGAUUGUACUACAGUAAUCAAGACAGUAUGGUACUGGUACAAAAACAGAAAUAUAGAUUAAUGGAACAGGAUAGAAAGCCCAGAGGUAAACGCACGCACAUAUGGUCACCUUAUUUUUGAUAAAGGAGGCAAGAAUAUACACUGGAGACAAGACAGCCUCUUCAAUAAGUGGUGCUGGGAAAACUGGACCAGCUACAUGUAAAAGAAUGAAAUUAGAACACUCCCUAACACCGUACACAAAAAUAAACUCAAAAUGGAUUAAAGACCUAAAUGUAAGGCCAGACAGUAUAAAACUCUUAGAGGAAAACAUAGGAAGAACACUCUUUGUCAUAAAUCACAGCAAGAUCCUUUUUGACUCAUCUCAUAGAGAAAUGGAAAUAAAAACAAAAAUAAACAAAUAGGACCUAAUGAAACUUAAAAGCUUUUGCACAGCAAAGGAGAACAUAAACAAGACAAAAAGACAACCCUCAGAAUGGGGGAAAAUAUUUGCAAACGAAGCAACUGACAAAGGAUUAAUCUCCAAAAUAUACAAGCAGCUCAUGCAGCGCAAUAUCAAAAAAACAAACAACCCAAUCCAAAAAUGGGCAGAAGAUGUAAAUAGACAUUUUUUCAAAGCAGAUAUACAGAUUUCCAACAAACACAUGAAAGGAUGCUCAACAUCACUAAUCAUUAGAGAAAUGCAAAUCAAAACUACAAUGAGAUAUCACCUCAUACCGGUCAGAAUGGCCAUCAUCAAAAAAUCUAGAAACAAUAAAUGCUGGAGAGGAUGUGGAGAAAAGGGAACACUCUUGCACUGCUGGUGAGAAUGUGAAUUGGUGCAGCCACUAUGGAGAACAGUAUGGAGGUUCCUUAAAAAACUACAAAUAGAACUACCAUAUGACCCAGCAAUCCCACUACUGGGCAUAUACCCUGAGAAAACCAAAAUUCAAAAAGAGUCAUGUACCAAAAUGUUCAUUGUAGCUCUAUUUACAAUAGCCCAGAGAUGGAAACAACCUAAGUGCCCAUCAUCGGAUGAAUGGAUAAAGAAGAUGUGGCACAUAUAUACAAUGGAAUAUUACUCAGCCAUAAAAAGAAACGAAAUUGAGCUAUUUGUAAUGAGGUGGCUAUACCUAGAGUCUGUCAUACAGAGUGAAGUAAGUCAGAAAGAGAGACAAAUACCAUAUGCUAACACAUAUAUAUGGAAUUUAAGAAAAAAAUGUCAUGAAGGACCUAGGGGUAAGACAGGAAUAAAGACACAGACCUACUGGAGAACGGACUUGAGGAUAUGGGGAGGGGGAAGGGUGAGCUGUGACAGAACGAGAGAGAGGCAUGUACAUAUAUACACUACCAAACGUAAGGUAGAUAGCUAGUGGGAAGUGGCCGCAUAGCACAGGGAUAUCAGCUCAGUGCUUUGUGACCGCCUGGAGGGGUGGGAUAGGGAGGGUGAGAGGGAGGGAGAUGCAAGAGGGAGGAGAUAUGGGAACAUGUGUAUAUGUAUGGCUGAUUCAUUUUGUUAUAAAGCAGAAACUAACACACCAUUGUAAAGCAAUUAUACCCCAAUAAAGAUGUUAAAAAAAAAAAAUCAAAACUGCGAUGAGGUAUCACCUCACACUGGUCAGAAUGGCCAUCAUCAAAAAAUCUACAAGCAAUAAAUGCUGGAGAGGGUGUGGAGAAAAGGGAGCCCUCUUGCACUGCUGGUGGGAAUGUGAAUUGGUACAGCCACUAUGGAGAACAGUAUGGAGGUUCCUUAAAAAACUAAAAAUAGAACUACCAUACGACCCAGCAAUCACACUACUGGGCAUAUACUCUGAAAAAAGCAUAAUUCAAAAAGAGUCAUGUACCACAAUGUUCAUUGCAGCACUAUUUACAAUAGCCAGGACAUGGAAGCAACCUAGGUGUCCAUCAACAGAUGAAUGGAUAAAGAAGAUGUGGCACAUAUAUACAAUGGAAUAUUACUCAGCCAUAAAGGGAAAGGAAAUUGAGUUAUCUGUAGUGAGGUGGAUGGACCUAGAGUCUGUCAUACAGAGUGAAGUCAGAAAGAGAAAAACAAAUACCGUAUGCUAACACAUGUAUGGAAUCUUAAAAAAAAAAAAAAAAGGUUCUGAUGAACCUAGGGGCAGGACAGGAAUAAAGAUGCAGACGUAGAGAAUGGACUUGAGGACACGGUAUGGGGGAAGGGUAAGCUGGGACGAAGUGAGCGAGUAGCAUUGACAUAUAUACACUAUCAAAUGUAAGGUAGAUAGCUAGUGGGAAGCAGCCACAUAGCACAGGGAGAUCAGCUCAGUGCUUUGUGACCACCUAGAGGGGUGGGCUAGGGAGGGUGGGAGGGAGAUGCAAAAGGGAUGGGAUAUGGGGAUAUAUGUAUACGUAUAGCUGUUUCACUUUGUUGUACAACAGAAACUAACACAACGUUGUAAAGCAAUUGCACUCCAGUAAAGAUGUUAAAAAAUAAUAAAUAAAGGGUUUCAAUAAAAUACAAAGAAAAAAAA